Alnus glutinosa is the source of this 712-nucleotide messenger RNA. RefSeq lists its product as uncharacterized. The transcript is spliced from 3 exons. Bases 169 to 597 code for a protein of 142 amino acids. Lineage: Eukaryota; Viridiplantae; Streptophyta; Magnoliopsida; Fagales; Betulaceae. Gene Ontology annotation, cellular component: Ctf18 RFC-like complex. Gene Ontology annotation, biological process: mitotic sister chromatid cohesion. The record is from RefSeq and is a predicted model, not a curated record.
UCAUAAUGCAAACGACAUCGUUUCCGACAAGCGGGAACUUCCAAUCUUCUUUGCCGCCGAAACCGAUUUCCCAACUUCUGCAGUCUGAUAAAAACAAGAAAGUUGUGGUUCGUCAAAAUUCUGCCCGAAUACAAGAAGACUAAAGAGAAAUAGAAAAGGAAACGAAGAAUGCAGAUUCGAGUGAAGUGCAAUUGCGGUGAAGGGAAAUGCCCAGAAUGGGCAAUCGUAGAAUUGCAAGGCACAGUAGAAGCUCAACCCGCCGUCCAAGACCGCCUCCAAAACCUCAAGAUCGGCCUCCUCUGCCGCCCUUCUUCUCAGGAGGUGUAUAAUCUUACGGUUGGGUAUCAUGAAUUGAUUGGGUCGAAAGUGCCCUUGAAGAAGCCACUGUUGGUGCUGAAGAAAACUAAACACCCCGAGACCGAUAACCAGAGCGGUGACACUAUUUCUUCGUCUAGAGUUGAAUUGCACGUUGUUGGGAUCAUUCGGCAUCGGAUCUUGUUCAAGACCAGGCCUAAGGCCUUAAUUUCCAAAACACAACCAACAGUGAAGGAAAGAGCCAGCACGCCAGGUUCUGUUGUCUCAAACCAAACAGCAUGAAAUCCAUAUCGAAUUGGAAACUUCAGGUAUUAAAAGAGUCUUGUAUUUGGCUUAUCUUGAUGUAUGUAUUUGAAAACAAUUCAGCUUUAAAUGUUAAUGCGGUGGGAUUCUUUUA